Molecule: messenger RNA, 864 nt
Organism: Puma concolor (puma)
Lineage: Eukaryota; Metazoa; Chordata; Mammalia; Carnivora; Felidae
Product: ribonuclease K6-like
Biological process (GO): antimicrobial humoral immune response mediated by antimicrobial peptide; innate immune response; defense response to Gram-positive bacterium
Molecular function (GO): nucleic acid binding; RNA nuclease activity
Source: RefSeq, a predicted model, not a curated record
AGGGCUUACUCCUCCUGUGUCUGCAGUGAUACUGAUUUUAAACAGUGAGUUUGAGAGUCUGGGUUUCAUCCACACUGUGCGUAAGAAGUUCACCUUUCAAGUCCUAGGUUUCUCUUUCCUAGGGCCCAGAACCCAUCAGUCCCCUGCUGCACCCAGGUGGACAGGAGGCUCUGGCAUACCUGGGAGGGGAACAGCAGACAAAAGCCUCUGAGUCUGGGACUAACCACUGCUUCUGUUCUCAGCGGGAGCCCCAACACGGAGACCUGAGAAAAGAUGAGACUGGAUCUUCUGGGACGCUUUCCUCUCCUCCUGCUGCUGCUGGCUUUAUGGGGGCCAGUGCGUCCACUUUGUGCUUGGCGUCAAUUCCUCACCAGGGCCCAGUGGUUUGAAAUUCAGCAUGUAAGGUCAAGCCCUGUCAGCUGCAACACGGAAAUGAAUGGUGUCAAUAAUUAUACUCGGAACUGUAAGGUUCACAACACCUUUCUGCAUGACUCCUUCAAGAACGUGUCUAAUACCUGUCUUUUGUCCAACGUGACCUGCAAAAAUGGGAUGAAUAACUGCCACCAGAGUCCACAGCGUGUAAAUAUGACUGACUGCACACUUACUUCAGGGAAGUAUCCAAACUGCAAGUACAAAGAUACUCCCCUGUUCAAAUUCUACAUUAUUGCCUGUGAUCCCCCUCAGCAGGGCGACCCUCGCUAUCGGUGGGUUCCUGUACACUUAGAUAAGGUUAUUUGAAGUUUCCAUCACUUUCCCUGUCAUUCAGCACAGGUUUUCUUAUGAUCUCCUCUGCUAUUUCUUUUCCUUUGUUGAUUUCCAUGGUUCCCAUAGAAGAAAGGAGGAGGGUACUGGCGGGGGGGGGGG